UUAUCGAUAUGAAAUCCUUUUGCGGAGGUCUGUUACUUGCCUUUCUGGUGGGCGGAAGCCUAGCAGCUCCUCAUGGAGGACAUGCCACGAGCUACAGUUCGGUGACCAAGCACGAAGAGCCCAUCCACAAGAGCCAUGGCUACGGAUACGACCACGCUGUGAUCAGUGCCUACGGAGGAAACUACGGACAUGGUUAUCCGAGUGUCGGCCACUCCGGCUACGGCUACGGAUACGACAAGCACGAGCCCCACCACUAUCCCAAGUACCACUUCGACUACGGGGUCAAGGAUGCCCACACCGGCGACCAAAAGAGCCAGUGGGAAACCCGGGAUGGCGACAAGGUCAAGGGCAGCUACUCCCUGAAGGAGUCCGAUGGCACCACUCGGGUGGUGGAGUACACCGCCGAUGACCACAACGGGUUCAAUGCCGUGGUGAAGAAACUGGGUCACGCCCACCACCCCCAGGUCUACCACAAGGGCUACGGACAUGGCGAUGUCUACGGAUCCGACUACGGGCACGGAGGUUACGAUGUGGCGCACUACGGCGGAUACGCACUUGGACACGGAGGUCACGCCAACAGCUACGUGAGCGUGAAGCAGCUGCACUGAUUCCAGGACCCUUGAUGAGGACUACCCGACGAACACGAUCUGAACAUAAUAUUUAUCAA
Molecule: messenger RNA, 667 nt
Organism: Drosophila subpulchrella
Lineage: Eukaryota; Metazoa; Arthropoda; Insecta; Diptera; Drosophilidae
Gene: Cpr76Bb
Product: cuticle protein 8
Exons: 1
Coding region: 9-608 (199 amino acids)
Cellular component (GO): extracellular matrix
Source: RefSeq, a predicted model, not a curated record